CCUCUUUCUCUACUUCUUCUCUUCAGUCUCUUUUCUUUUCCUUCAACCCCUCCCAUCGGCAUUAUCGUUACGAGCCAUGGUCACGACUCCCUUGCUCCCGCAACAUGAUCGCAAAGAGAAAAAGUUCCCGGUUUCGCCACAGCAGCUAUGCGAUCUCAUAGAUUUCAAAGACGCAUCCCUAUUAGCCGAUCUGGGAGGAACCCGUGGCAUAUGCCAAAGUCUACAGGUCGACCCAACCAUGGGGCUGAUGACCGAUGAAUCAUUCAAUCCAUGUUAUGGUGUUGUCCAACAACAUGAUACGCAUGGAUCUUUUCAGGAGCGUAAACACAUCUUUGGCAGGAACGAGAUCCCAGAAGCGCCUAAAAAGACGAUCUUUUCGUUAAUUUGGGCAGCCUAUAAUGAUCAGACUCUCAUCAUGCUAUCGAUAGCAUCCUUGGUUUCGCUGGCUGUGGGAACCUGGGAAGACAACUCUAUUAAUCACCCAGCAGACGAGCCCAAAGUUGGAUGGGUCGACGGUGUGGCGAUUAUUGUAGCAGUCGCAGUUGUUGUGAUAACCAACGCUAUCAACGACUAUGAAAAGGAAAAACAGUUUCGCAAGCUGAAUGCCAAAAAAGAAGAUCGCCCCGUCAAGGUUUUACGUGGAGGCAUAGCGCAACAAGUACACAUUCGUCAAGUGGUCGUGGGCGAUGUGAUGUUUUUAGAGCCAGGCGACAUGGUCACGGUAGACUGUGUUUACAUUGAAGGCCAUAAUCUGAGAUGCGACGAAUCCACAGCUACAGGCGAGUCCAAACCAGUAAAGAAAUACACCGAUCAACAUGGCGACUGCAUCAUCUUUAGCGGAUCUAAAGUCAUCCAAGGUGUAGCAAAAGUAGUAGUGAUUGCUGUCGGCGUAAAUUCCUUUUAUGGCAGGGCCAUGACCCUGAUGCGCGAUGCGCAGGAUGAAAAUACGCCAUUGCAAUUAAAACUGAACAUACUAGCGGACCAGAUCGCAAAGUUUGGGUUUGCUGCAGCAGGUCUCAUGUUUGGCGUUCUGCUGUUGAAGCUAUUUGUCGUCAGCGUAAUACAUCAUCAUUGGAUUUCGACCCGUGAACUCUUUUCCGAUCUGAUCGGGAUCAUCAUCCAGGCCAUUACUGUCAUUGUUGUUGCUGUACCUGAAGGCUUACCGAUGGCGGUGACUUUAGCAUUGGCGUUUGCUACUACAGAAAUGCUCAAGGAUAAUAACCUCGUUCGCCAUUUAUCCGCGUGUGAGACCAUGGGCAAUGCCACAGCCGUCUGCUCCGACAAAACAGGUACACUGACAGAGAACAGGAUGACGAUUGUCAGCGCUGGUAUCGCCGAAAUCCAAUUCACGCAGUUGGCUGAUAUUGGCCAAUGGCGAUACAAGGUCCAUCCACUUGCACUCGAUCUUGCUGUUGAAGCCAUGGCCGUCAACUCGACUGCCUUUGAGGGGAAAGGCCCCGAUGGCAACCUCAAGUUUGUUGGAUCCACAACAGAAUGCGCCAUGAUUGAAUUUACCCAAAAGCUUGGCUUUUCGUAUCAGCAUAUCCGAUCGUCCAGCAAUGUGGUAUCCGUACACCCUUUUAGCUCAGAAGCUAAAAGCAUGACCACGAUCAUUCAAAUUCGGGAAAAUAACGCACGAUCACCCGGCCGGCAUGGUGAAUAUCGACAAUAUACCAAGGGUGCAGCUGAAACAAUCCUUAGACAUUGCACACACUUUAUGGAUAAUCGGGGACGAGUACGGCCGUUCAGUAACUAUGCACGGAGUCAUCAUGAGGUAUUGAUAAACCAAUAUGCGGAACGAUCUCUACGUACAUUAGCGCUAGCGUAUCGGGACAUUGACCAGUCCACAUACCGAUCUUUCAACCCGGAUGAUGCACCCUUGGAAAAUCUGAUUCUCCUCGGCGUCGUUGGAAUCCAGGAUCGGUUGCGGCCCGGCGUCGUCGAGUCCGUCCAGGCUUUCAGACGCGCAGGUGUGUUUAUUCGCAUGAUCACCGGUGACAAUAUUGAAACAGCCAAAGCCAUCGCCAAGGAAAGUGGUAUCAUGACAGCCGGUGGGGUUGCCAUGACAGGCCCAGAAUUUCGGGCACUUAGCGAAGAAGAGCAAUUCCGUAUCAUCCCACGGCUUCAAGUUCUUGCACGCUCCUCACCUAUCGACAAAACCAUUGUCGUGGCUCGUCUCAAACAACUCAAUGAAGUGGUAGCCAUGACCGGUGACGGUACCAAUGACGGACCUGCACUGAAAUUGGCCAAUGUUGGAUUUGCCAUGGGUAUUACGGGCACUGAAGUUGCCAAGGAAGCUUCCGAUAUUAUUUUGAUGGACGACAACUUCAACUCCAUCCUGCAAGCACUGAAAUGGGGUCGCGCUGUCAACGAUGGUGUCCGCAAAUUCUUGACGUUCCAGCUCACAGUCAACAUCGCGGCUGUCGUAGUAUCCUUUGUCAGUGCUGUCGUCUCUGAAACAUCCGAAAGUAUUCUGAGCGCAGUUCAGUUGCUGUGGGUCAACAUGAUCAUGGACACUUUUGCAGCCUUAGCCUUGGCUACAGAACCAUUGACAGAAGAUCUCGUCAACCGCAAGCCGUUGUGCAAGGAUAGCAGCUUGAUCAACUGGCGUAUGAGCAGAAUGAUUUUCGGCCAAGCUAUUUUCCAGAUCGCAGUCAACUUGUUGCUCAUGUUCCACGGUCCAGUUUUGUUUGGUCUGUCGACGAGCACAGCCGACAAGCGUGUGUUGCGAACGAUGGUGUUCAAUGUUUUUGUGUUUAUGCAAGUCUUCAACGAGCUCAACUGCCGAAGGAUUGAUGACAAGCUCAAUAUCAUGCGUGGUAUCAUGCGCGACUACUUGUUUCUUGCAAUCCAAGCUUUCGUCAUCGUUGGCCAAGUAUUGAUUGUCCAAUACGGCGGGCUAGCAUUCAAGACCGUUCCACUUAGUAUAACCCAAUGGAUUUGCACUGUGGCUAUCGGUUCCCUUUCGAUUCCUGCUGGAAUCCUGAUCCGUCUCCUACCACCACGGCUGUCUUUUCUCUGGAGCAAAAACAGUGACGACGAGUUCAAACACACAGUAUCGUACGCAAGAAUGCGGUGGGAAUGCGCACUUGAGCACGCCAUCAAGCAGGUCAAGAAUAACCAAGCCUUCCAAAGAUUGUUGGCAGCCACUGAGCCAUCCAACAUGGAAGUUAUGUCUCAAGUACGUCGAGCACGCACUACUGCUACUACUAUUACUAUUGCCGAAGGCCAGACUGGCAAAGUAUAAGACCUUUAUAUAAACUAGUUAUCUCUGCAUGCUCUCACAUCCAUUCUUUUUGUAUCAUACA
Molecule: messenger RNA, 3308 nt
Organism: Zychaea mexicana
Lineage: Eukaryota; Fungi; Mucoromycota; Mucoromycetes; Mucorales; Lichtheimiaceae
Product: PMCA-type calcium-translocating P-type ATPase
Exons: 12
Coding region: 77-3247 (1056 amino acids)
Biological process (GO): calcium ion transmembrane transport; intracellular calcium ion homeostasis
Cellular component (GO): membrane; intracellular membrane-bounded organelle
Molecular function (GO): ATP hydrolysis activity; P-type calcium transporter activity; ATP binding
Source: RefSeq, a predicted model, not a curated record